CACACAUCUUUAAACACAACUCCUAUUUUUGGUGAAGAUGGCAAGUCUGCUUCGACUUCUGUCACGAAAGAGUUUACUUACUGCAUUGAAGUAAAAAGGCAUGUAUAAAAAAGGUUGUUAAACUCAUUUGGACCUGUACAAAGAAAACUUAUUCAUUGCAAUGGAAUUUUGGGUCAUAAACAUUUUUGCACUCUUGAUUCUAUCCCACCUGGCUAUAAAGGUUUAUUUCCAGCAAACACCAGUGGUCUUUCACCAUAUGGCUCCAAACUCCACCAAGCAAACUAUAAUACCUAUUAAGGACACAAGACAUCUCAUAGUUUCUGCAUACAAAGAUCACCGAACGCAUGGGGAAAUUCGCGUCAUUAGCAUUAUUGAAAGAGACCAGCUCAGUCCACUUCUCUGUGUUGUUUACUGUAAAGAGCAAGGCUACUUUAUUACAACAGCAAAUGUAGAUAUUCAUAGUGAUCAUUUUGGAUUCCCCUUUGUUACGGCGGACAUGCUGUGUAAAACAAAGCCACGGUGUAGUGCUACACACGUUACUAUUUCAACUUCUCCAUACAUCUCAGAAAUCUCCAGUAUGCCGUAUUUACCCAUAAAAAACAAAAAUAAGGUGGAUAAAAACUUUCAGUAUAACUUUACCACCUGCAUCUCCAAUCUGUUUGGAGGCUACAACAAUGUGUUGCAGUUUGUCCAGACCAUAGAAAUGUACAAGAUUCUGGGCAUAGAGAAGGUGUACAUCUAUAACACCAGCUGUGGUCCAGACCUGCAGAAGGUCCUCCAGUACUACAAGGAGGAAGGCACAGUAGAAGUUGAACCAUGGCCCAUUGACCAGUUCCUUGUUUCCUCAAAAGGGUGGAAAUUUCCAGAGCGUAAACCUGACCUUCAUAACUAUGGGCAGUUAACUACUCUAAAUGACUGCAUCUACAAAAACAUGUACAGGUCCAGAUAUAUUCUUCUGAAUGACAUUGAGGAAAUAAUUGUUCCUUACCAGCAUGCCACACUGGGGCUGCUCAUAGAAAACCUACAAAGACAAAAUCCUUCUGUGUCAGUCUUUCUGAUUGAGAAUCACAUUUUUCCGAAAACAGUCUUUGACACUAAUGGGACAUUCAGCUUGCCUCAGUGGAAGAAAGUGCCGGGAGUCAACAUCUUGGAACACAUUUACAGAGAGCCUGACAGAGAUUAUGUUUUCAACCCUACUAAGAUGAUAGUCAAUCCCAGGGAAAUUGUACGGACAUCUGUGCACUCAGUCCUGAAGAAUUAUGGAGACACGUUAAGUGUUCCCUCUGAUAUCUGUAAGGUGAUACAUGUUGGAGAACCUGUACAGGGGAACCUCAUGAUAGAACAACUGAUUGUGGACACAAAACUUUGGGAAUACGAGAAGGAGCUGCUCCCAAACAGCGAUCAUGUAUUGAAGAACUCUGGGGUCUGCAGCUGAAAGCACCUGAUUAGGGUCAGGUUCAAAGCCUAUCUCAGAAUCACGGGGAGAGUACACCCUGAAAAGGACAUCAGUCCACCUCAGGGUAGUUUCAUACGAACACCUACUCCUCAUUCACACGCUACGAGAAAUUUAGCAUUGCCAAUUCAAGUGAA
Molecule: messenger RNA, 1590 nt
Organism: Scleropages formosus (Asian bonytongue)
Lineage: Eukaryota; Metazoa; Chordata; Actinopteri; Osteoglossiformes; Osteoglossidae
Exons: 3
Coding region: 161-1435 (424 amino acids)
Cellular component (GO): cytoplasm
Molecular function (GO): glycosyltransferase activity
Source: RefSeq, a predicted model, not a curated record